Betta splendens (Siamese fighting fish) is the source of this 1232-nucleotide messenger RNA. It is a transcript of the gene litafd, whose product is annotated as Lipopolysaccharide-induced tumor necrosis factor-alpha factor homolog-like. Lineage: Eukaryota; Metazoa; Chordata; Actinopteri; Anabantiformes; Osphronemidae. Gene Ontology annotation, molecular function: zinc ion binding. The coding region runs from base 116 to 571 and encodes 151 amino acids. The transcript has 5 exons. The record is from RefSeq and is a predicted model, not a curated record.
UGGAGGUACAGGUGAGACAGGUGCACCUGCCAGCGACAGCCUCUCUGGACUGUACAGCAGCUCACACCGGACGCCGAGACGCCGAUCGGGCCCUGACUGCCACUCGCCAAGCACAAUGAGUUCGAAUGGAACAAAGCAGCCUCCUCCCUACGUCGUACAGGUUGACGGUAAAGAGGACGGGGUGAAGGUUUACCACGUGCACACUCCUUUCACGCCUCACGACGGCAGCGGCGCCGCGACAGUGCACACGGGCGGCGGCGGCGGCAGCGGCGGCCUCAGCUCGAGCCCCAGCACCAACGACGGCAAGAGGAAGUACGUGAGCUACGACACGUCGCUGGGGAGGACUCCCGGCAUGACCACGUGCACCGACUGCCAGCAGCAGGUCAUGACCAACGUCACGUACAAGGCGGGGACGUACGCGUGGCUCAUGUGCCUGCUCUUCAUCUGCUGCGGGUUGGUCCUGUGCUGCUGCCUGAUUCCGUUCUUCGUGAAGAGCUUCAAGGACGCGUACCACACGUGCCCGCGCUGCAACCGGAUCCUGUACGUGGACAAGAAGAAAUGCUGCAAAUGAUUCGAGUUCGAACCGGACCCACGCAAAUGAGACAUUACGACCGGUUACCUUUACCUGGUAAAAAACACACCUUUCCCUAAAAGGUCACAGUUCAAGUGUAGCUCAUUUGUAUAGAUCACCACCAAUGACAGAUUGAACUAAAGGCUUCACGCUCCCACGCUCACUCAAGGAUUUGCAAUGCACCUUUCUUUUUUUAAUUCCUUUAUAUACCACUAAGAAACAUUGUGUUGUCAAAAUGAAGGUUUGUACAUAGUCUUUUCACUUUAAGGGAUUGUGCAUUAAACGUUUUCAAUGAGUAUCACCAUCGUAAGACGUGGCCACCGACCACGUUAAACCCAAGCACACUGCACAGUAGAGAUGUGCUGGCGCCACGUUUUCACCGUCUUCAGACAUGAAAGAGUCCAGGAUCCUGAGAUCAGUGUGGUGUUUGUCCUCUAGCUAUAUGCUCCUAUACCCAUGAUAUGAUUAUUACUCCUGUUUGUUUUACGAAGGGACGAGGGCAAUCUGAGAAAGUGUAUCUGGAGAACGUUUAUGUAGUUUACAACAGCAGCUGGCUGUAAAUGGAACUUUGAAUUUUGUCUGGACACUAGAAGCUUUACCUAUUUACAAUCAUUUGUGGUGUAAAUACAUUACAAUGCAAAAUUAAAAUAAUCCAACACUA